Messenger RNA from Verticillium nonalfalfae, 2382 nucleotides. RefSeq lists its product as uncharacterized. Gene Ontology annotation, biological process: carbohydrate metabolic process. The transcript is spliced from 5 exons. Gene Ontology annotation, molecular function: hexosyltransferase activity; UDP-glycosyltransferase activity. NCBI's taxonomy places the organism in Eukaryota, Fungi, Ascomycota, Sordariomycetes, Glomerellales, Plectosphaerellaceae. The record is from RefSeq and is a predicted model, not a curated record. Bases 1 to 2382 code for a protein of 793 amino acids.
AUGAAAGAUGAUGGUUUUGACACCCUUUCGCUGAGUCCGACACUCCAGGACCAUGAAACCAACGGCGACGGCCGUGUCGACAUCGACAUCGACCCGCGGGCCUCCAAGCAGCUGGACAAGAUCCUCACGUCACAGACCCCUCACGACUCAGCGAAUGCCAGGCCUUUGCGACCCUUGAGCCCAACGUCCACUCCGCCCCCCAAUCUCAAUAUUCUCAUCCAGGUCAUCGGCAGCCGCGGCGACAUCCAGCCCUUUGCAGCCUUCGGCCACGAGCUCCAGAAGCAUGGCCAUCGUGUCCGCCUUGCCACGCACGACACAUUCCGCACGUUUGUACAGUCUGCCGGUCUCGAGUUCUUCCCUGUCGGCGGUGACCCCUCGGAACUGAUGGCCUACAUGGUCAAGAACCCAGGCCUGAUACCGAGCAUGGGCAGCAUACGCGCGGGGGACAUUCAGUCGAAGCGAAAAAUGGUAGCCGAGAUGCUCGACGGGUUUUGGCGGAGCUGCAUUGAUGCUGAUCCGGAAACGGGGGCGCCAUUCGUGGCAGACGCCAUUGUGGCCAACCCACCAGGGUUUGCGCAUGUCCAUUGCGCGCAGGCGUUGGGUGUGCCAUUGCACGUCAUGUUCACGAUGCCGUGGACGAGCACGAGGGCGUUCCCGCACCCGCUAGCCAACCUGAAGGGCAAAGACGAGGGGCCAUCCGCUGGAAAGUACUUGUCGUAUGGCAUUGUCGAGUUUAUGACUUGGAAAGGACUCGGCGACAUCGUCAACAGAUGGCGCGAGGAUACACUGUGCCUGGAGCCGAUCGCAACGAGUGAAGGCUGCAGACUUCUCGAAAGCCUCGCCAUCCCCUUUGCCUACUUCUUCUCACCGGCGCUGGUGCCGAGACCAGUCGACUGGGGCUCCAACAUUGACAUCUGCGGCUUUGUCUUCCGCGACGCCCCGAAAUAUGACCCCCCAGCCGCGCUGCGCAAGUUCCUUGAUGCUGGGUCUCGACCCGUAUAUAUUGGCUUUGGCAGCAUUGUUGUCGACGACGCCGAUCGCAUCGCCACAAUCAUCCACGAGGCAGUCCGCCUUCUCGGCAUACGCGCCAUCAUAUCCAGCGGCUGGACAAACCUCGCCAGCGAGACGGAUGCGGAGCCAAGUCCCGAUAUCUUCCACAUUGGCGAAUGCCCGCACGAGUGGCUCUUUCAACAGGUCGCAGCUGUUGUACACCAUGGUGGCGCGGGCACCACGGCCUGCGGGUUGGGCUACGGCAAGCCGACAAUCGUCGUGCCCUUUUUCGGCGACCAACCAUUCUGGGGCCACAUGAUCGCCGAAGCAGGCGCCGGACCACCGCCCAUCCCCUACGCGGCGCUCACCUCCCGCAAGCUCGCCGACGGUCUCUCGUACGCGCUGAGCCCACAGGCUCUAGCGGCGGCACUUGAGAUUGCAAACACCAUGUCCGUCGAGCAGGGCGCGCGCGUCGCUGUCGAGGCGUUUCACAAGCAUCUUCCGCGCGCGGGACUGCGGUGCGAGCUGUUUCCGCAGGAGACGGCGGCGUGGUCGUACAAGGGGGAGCACCGCGCCGUGCAUCUGUCGAAGAGGGCUGUGGCAAUUCUCACGGCCCGGGGCGUGCUUGAAGAGAAGAAGCUGAAGCUACACGAGACCAAGCCGUUCACAAUCGACAUCCAGCGCUGGGACCCCAUCACCGCCAUCUCGGCUGCCUCGGUUUCGACCCUCGCAGACAUGGGCCAGGCCACGGCCCGUCUCGUCUACGAGCCCAUCUCGGAAGCCCGUCAGUCAAGCACAAGUCGGCAGCACUCGCCUGCCCGUGGCUCGGGCGCCUCAUCUCCGGCGGUCGAAAAGGCGUCGCCUUCUGUGGCAGUGGCAACCUCAGCACGUGCCGGCAGGAUUGUCACGAGCGUCGCAAAGGGCGUUCUGGUGAGCAUACCGCUCGCCGCGACGGAGGGGCUGCGCGCCGUGCCGCGCCUCUACGGGGAGGACGUCAAGAGGCACGCCGACGUGCGUGACUUUAAGAGCGGGGCCGCUGUUGCGGGCCAGGAGUUUCGGAACGGGAUAGCCGGCGCGGCGAUGGACAUUGUGACGUAUACCUAUCGGGGGAAGAGGGACGAAGGCCCGAUGGGGGUCGCGAAGGGGUUGGCAAAGGGCGUUGUGAGCUUGGCCACCAAGACGGGGGCCGCUGUCGGCGGAUUGGUCGCAUAUCCAGUGCAAGGGGCAUAUCGUGGAAUCAGGGCGGCAGUGAGGUCGACAGCGAGAGGAAGCAUCGAGAGCGCAAAGAGGGAGGAAGGGGUUUGGCUCAUACGGCAAGGCGGCGAGUCCUCCAAGGUUGACUCAGUGGUUGUUGCAGAUUUCGAGUCACUCAAGCGGUCACGAGACCAAUAG